Messenger RNA from Solanum stenotomum, 814 nucleotides. Its product is annotated as leucine aminopeptidase, chloroplastic-like. The record is from RefSeq and is a predicted model, not a curated record. The transcript has 5 exons. Gene Ontology annotation, biological process: proteolysis. Bases 19 to 645 code for a protein of 208 amino acids. Gene Ontology annotation, cellular component: cytoplasm. NCBI's taxonomy places the organism in Eukaryota, Viridiplantae, Streptophyta, Magnoliopsida, Solanales, Solanaceae. Gene Ontology annotation, molecular function: metalloaminopeptidase activity; manganese ion binding.
GGUUCGAAGAUUGAGCUAAUGAAGAAUGACAUGGGAGGGGCUGCGGCUGUUUUAGGUGCAGCAAAAGCUCUUGGUGAAAUUAGGCCUUUUGGAGUAGAGGUGCAUUUCAUUGUUGCAGCUUGUGAAAAUAUGAUCAGUGGAGCAGGCAUGAGGCCUGGAGACAUUGUCACAGCUUCAAAUGGUACGACAAUUGAGGUUAACAAUACUGAUGCUGAGGGUAGGCUCACACUUGCUGAUGCUUUGAUAUAUGCAUGUAACCAAGGUGUUGAGAAGAUAAUUGAUCUGGCAACAUUAACUGGUGCUAUUGUGACUGCUCUUGGACCUUCAGUUGCUGGUGCUUUUACACCUAGUGAUGGCCUAGCAAGGGAGGUGGUUGUAGCUGCUGAGGCAAGUGGUGAAAAGCUAUGGAGGAUGCCUAUGGAGGAGAGUUACUGGGAGAGUAUGAAAUCAGGAGUGGCUGAUAUGAUUAACACGGGACCUCGUGAUGGUGGUGCCAUAACUGGUGCUCUCUUCCUCAAACAAUUUGUUGACGAGAAGGUCCAAUGGUUGCAUCUCGACAUAGCUGGCACCGUAUGGAUCGAUGAAAAGAAAAAACCCACGGGUUAUGGUGUUUCAACUCUGGUGGAAUGGGUGCUGAGGAACUAGUCAAGAUGUUGAUGGCUAAACUUAUCUCAAGGGACUAUUGAUGUUUGAGAAAAUAAAUGCAUCAAGUUGUAUGAAUAAAGGCAAUUGUAUAGGCUUUCUUUGACUAAUAAAAUACCUAAAUAAAAUUGCCAAUUUACCUUUUGGAAUGAAAUUUCUUAUUCCUAUCUUA